CGUGCUACCUCACACACACCAACACCUCCCACCCUCUCCUGUGCUGUCGCUUCAGUAAUCGAGCGUCGAGCUUCACGAUCAUCGCCUCUGCAGCCACCAUGCGCGCUCCAUGUUGUCACACUGUGGGCUUCUCCUCGGUGAACAUCGCGGAACGGGCACGGAGCAGCGGCGGGAGGACCACCGCACACCCCGCAACUUGUUAGCGUGCGUGCGUGUGCGUGUGUGACAGGAAAGGCAGGCAGGCUGUGUUUUCGACAUGGAUGUGACGUCUUCUGCCCAGCACACACGACUCCGUUCCGCGCGUGACCCUGGGAACCACACAGCGCAGAGAGUGACGCGCUAAUCAUCUGGAUGAAAGUCAAAAGUGGGGUUGGAUGGCCAUGGACCCAUUCAGCCAGCUUAUCCUCACCAUCUCAGUGACCAGUUUCUUCACCUUCCAGUGGCUCUUCCACAAAGUCAGCCCCUGGGUGUCCAUACGAGUCAGCCCUGGCUUCCUCGGCCUCGGUGACAAGCAGAAGGUGGAAUGGAACUCAAGGACAGUUUCAACGUUUCACGCACUGUUGGUGGGAAUCUUCUGUCUCUCCAUCUUGUUCUUCGAUGAUGCCGUCAAUGAAGACCCAGUCUGGGGAGAUCCUACACUGGUGAAGACUAAUGUGGCCAUCACAACAGGCUACCUCAUAUCUGAUCUGCUGCUAAUAUUUUACUAUUGGAAGGCGAUAGGGGACAAGUUUUUUGUAGUUCACCAUCUGGCAGCGUUGUAUGCUUACUACUAUGUACUGGGCGAAGGAAUGUUGCCUUAUUUUGCUAACUUCCGUCUGCUCGCUGAGUUUUCUACACCAUGUGUGAACCAGCGCUGGUUCUUUGAGGUACUAGGUUAUGCCAAGUCCUCGCGACCCAACAUGGCAAAUGGCGUUGCCAUGGCAGUAGUGUUUUUCGUGGUACGCAUCGCCGUCAUGCCCGUCUACUACAGUCGCAUGUAUGCAGUCUAUGGCACGGAGGCCUUCUACCUUGUGCCGUGGGGUGGCCGCGUAGCUUGGAUCUGCUCCAGCAUCUGCUUGGAUGUCAUGAACAUUAUGUGGAUGCAUAAGAUCGCCCGUGGCUGCUACAAGGUGUUGCGCUCAGCUCACCGGAGCAAAGCCAGCACGCCUCAGGAGAAUGGGAAGACAGAUUAAGGGAACCAGGAAGUCCGUGGCCACAAUAUGGACAAAAAUGACGUCACUCUCAGUGCACUGGUUAGCAACAGGUGGGACCCCUCACAUGUCGAGCUGCUUCAGCAGGAGCACACCUGGGAUUUGUGACAUUAAAAGGCUGAAUGUAAUGAGGGAAACUGAGAUUCCUUUUGGAAAGUGGGUACAGUCACCGAGACGUACCGAUGGACCAAUCAACUGGCCGUCCGUAAGCCAUGAAAUGACGUCUUAGCAAUACUCUGCGGCAUGGCCACUUAUUUUUCUCUUGAACAAUUUUACGACUACACAAAAGAGGUUGUGCGGGGACAGUGGACUGUUAGCCCGAACCGGAAAUUGUCCAAAAGUUUACUGUUCUUUACAUAUUUGUUAGUCAACGAAUGAAUUCAAAAUUUGAGUUUGUGUCGACAAAGAGGCCAACACUUGAGGGAACCGUGUAAUAAACGUAUUGGUGCCAUGAAAUCAUUGGGAGCUGCCUCCUGAGGGAGAAGAGUCUAGCAUCACUUUUAUUUCCCCUCCUUCUUUUAGAUGCAGGUACUUGGUUGAGAUGCACAAAGGGUAAUAACUGAGAAGAAUACGUAUGAAUACAUCACCUGGUCACUCAUUCGUUUUCAUUCGCUUUUAAAAAAUCAGCCUUUAAGAAAUGUAUGGCGACAUUGUGAGUGUCUUGGUGGCAUUUGAUUGGUUCAUUUAUAUUAUGUAGGGGUUAAAGGGCGUCAGUGCCACGUAUGUAGUUCGUGUCUUUAAUCUUGCAGGAGCAGAAGUCGAACAGGACACUGAUGUGUUCAGGGUACAUCAGUGCAGAAGUGCUAAAAGGGAAACUGAAUGUCAAUACUGUGUUUUUUGUUGUUGUUUUUUUAACUCUUGAUUUUGCAAUGCAAGGACCGUAACCGUAAUGAAAUAGAGGCCACAGUUAACAUCCAAUUUGUAAAUACACAUGAUUCAAUGUGUAUACGAAGUGACGUGUCACGUUCACACAAAUAUCUUGCCGACACUCUCCUCUGGGAGUCUGCGUUUUUUAUUUAUUUCACGUUGUGAUGUAUGUGAAGGGGUGAAACUGACGUGGAAUCUGUGUCAUAGACAAACCUAAUGUUCAGUGAAGAGUUGUGAGCUGUGUCUCAAUUCAGGGGCUGUACCGUUCAGAGGCUGCAUUGGAAGAGCGAUUGCGUCAAGGUGGCACGAUCAGGGCCAUUUCAUUUUGAAGACCCCUUCAAACGCGGAUGAGAAAUUAGUCUUUUCAUCCCCAAGAAAUGAAGGUUUCAAUGGGUGGAUCUAUCCCAUCUAUCCCAGAAUUCAUUGCGUUUUACUGUUUUUCAAAGAGGUAAUGGCGCCGGCAAGUAAUGAGACAUCCGUUGCUGAAGUAUCACACUUCAAGUCAACCAAACAGCCAAUGUUGCGCACGUUAAAAAAAUCAAGGGGCAUUCAAACUUUCUCGCUGUGUCCAACUUCAGCUCCGUUGCUAGGUAACAGCAAUAAGGGCGGGAUGAGCUGGUGACACCCAUCAUCGAAAUCCUCUGUAGAUCAGACCGACUCAUUGUGGUUCAGCCUUAGCGGUCUCCCCAGCCCGCAAAGGCCGCCUCCUUUAUUGUCCGGGUAGACUGCGUCCUCUGAAGGAGGUCGACCCGUGAAUUGGGACACAGCUUUGUCUGGAGGUUUAUAUAAUAUUCACACUUCCUGUUAAUUGUUUCUUUACAGGCACAAACUGUUAAUUUCACCCCCUGGGCAACAAUUGCCAACAAGCUGCAUGCUGCUACGUGUUUUACAAUUGAGGAGUAGUUUUUGUUUCCCAGACAAAACAUCUGUGUUUCAUACGGUUUAGAAGUUUAUGUCAGCAAAUAUUUUAUAAUCAGAAAGAGCAUUGUAAUAAAACCAGCCUCUGCCUCGUGUUGUAUAUGAUUUACAAGCUGGACACAAGUGUUUUAAGUUUGUCAGUGGGUCUGAGUUCUACUUGUUUUGUUUAGCAUCAUUCUACUGACCCCCGUACAACACUGAACACACAUGGAACAAGUCAGCUCAAAGGUAUUUAAGGUAUGUGUAUCAUCUGUUUAAAAAUUAAAAGUUGCGAUUUAUCGGUGAUCCGCGAUACCUACUUGAAUUUUGAACUGUAAAUGUAUCUUUUUAUGAGCUGUACAUCAAAAGCUGUCAUAUGUGAAAGCGAAACAGGGAUUGCUAAUAUGCCUUGUUUAUGUUACGAAUUUUUGUUUUGUUGCCUUUUUUGUUCGCAAAUUAUUGUUGCACGUAGAAUAUUUUUGUUACUCGACUCCUCACAACACUGUGAUUUACUUGUGUGAUUUCCCCCCCCCCAUGUACUAUGUGAUUGUUAAGCGUUUUGUAAUGGAGCAGUUUCAAAUGUAAAAAACCACGAGGCUUCUCGAGGCUGGUUGUUUUUGCUUUAGUUAAGGAUUUUAAAAUUGAAAACAAAAACGAAAAAAAACGUAUGUUUAUGUGCCAGUGAUUGAAUUCAUUACAAUUCCAUGGUUAAAAAAAAAUCUUUUGGUGUCGUCGUAGGAUGAUGCUGGUUUUCUUUUCCCAUGCAGCAGUGCCAACUCGCAACGAGUUCAGUGGUUCUGAUUAGUUCUGUUCUGUUUGCCAUGGUAAAACUUUUCAGUAGGAGCCAUUAAACCAGUGUGUUUAGAUCAGGACGGAUUUAUGUAUGUAUGUAUGUAAGGCAUAUGUCAUCCACAUCACAAGAGAAUAUCGCUUAUCUCACGUGUUAAAGAGCAGCCAGGAUGUGGCGUCUUAAUACGUCAGUGGGAUUCAAUAGAAAAUCUUGCAAGGGGUUUCAGGACGGCAGCAGACGGCCACUUCUGGGGGACGUGGGCGUCUCUGAGCAGGGUCAUGCAUGGUCAACGUCUUCAUGCAUUCACUAUUACUGCAUGUGGUAUCGCAUGGGUAUGCACUGUAAAACAAACAUAUACACUUGCAAGAGUAAUUUUGUUCUUUUUUUCUUAGUACAUGUACAUAAUGAUUACUUAAGCUUUAUUCUUGUACUGUGUCACACAAUGUAAAUCCACAAAUGACGAGGAUGAUGGUGUGGGGGAGAACAUUUAACAACUUUAGUCCAAUAUCCAGCACAGAAGUAAAUCGUUAAGGGAAAACUUGAAUACUGAUCAGCACAGUUCAUAAGGACCUGGGCAGUGCAAAUAGACAUGAAUACUAGGAUCACCUUGCAACAUAGGCGUACCAUUGUCUUUAAUUUAUUAAUCCAAGAGAACAAAACAAAGCAGACAUUAUGGUACCGGAGCGUGGCGCCGUCGUCUGCUCUGAAUGUACAUGAGAGAUGUAGGUGGAAGGUUUGGUGACGUUCCAUGAAUGUGUUGGAGAUGAGAAAAUAUUUGUCACUUACAGUUUUUUCACUUGUCCAUUACAAUAAAUACCAAAUUAACCCUCGGCCAAGAAAAUAAUGUUUUUUUUAGUACUGAAUCAAUGAACCAUUAAUGUGUUGCAUGGAUUUCAAACUACUGCCAAGAACAUGAAAGUCAUUAUUACUGGGUACAGCUGAGCAUAUAUAACAAAUUAUUAUUGCCUUUGUUUUGCUCAUUUUCUUUCAGGAAAAGCAAUAUACAGAAACUGCCAAUAAAAACAUAGUGAACUUUG
Molecule: messenger RNA, 4781 nt
Organism: Hippoglossus stenolepis (Pacific halibut)
Lineage: Eukaryota; Metazoa; Chordata; Actinopteri; Pleuronectiformes; Pleuronectidae
Product: TLC domain-containing protein 4-B
Exons: 7
Coding region: 375-1172 (265 amino acids)
Biological process (GO): lipid homeostasis
Cellular component (GO): membrane; endoplasmic reticulum
Source: RefSeq, a predicted model, not a curated record